GAUCUAAAUCUGGAAGGAAUUAGAGGAGCGAGUUUUACAGAAGAAGAAGAUGGUCGCCUUCAAUCGGGCUCGAGCGGAGAUUGGGCGCCAGCUCUGGCUCGUGCUGCCGAUGAUGGGCGUCAAUUCCAUCGCCACUUCCUUUUGCACCAUCUCGGGAUUCAGUAUCUUCUCUAUAAAUUCGUAGUGAGUUCUUCCUCUUGUUCUUUAGCCAAGUUUAUCACUGUUCUUCAAAGUUUGCGAGCUUGCAUUGGUCUUCUUCUCUGUUUGAUUGUUUUGCAGCUGGAACUGGCUAGCGCUCUGGAAACUCUUUGCGGCCAAGCCUAUGGAACCAAGCAAUACCACACGCUGGGAAUUCUUCUUGAUCUCGCUACCAUUUGCUCUUUUGUUCAACAAUGUGGAACCCUCAAGGCCGGGACCUACGCCCGCUAUUUGAUCCCGGGAUUGCUAUCCUAUGCUUUGAUCCAGCCACUCAUGAGAUUUCUCCAGAUCCAUAGCUUCGUGGUUCCAAUGCUGCUCUGCUGGAUCAUGAUCCACAAGCUGGGAAUUGGACUCAGCAUUUCCUACUGGAUAAACGCUGGAUUGUUUGUGCUCUUGGUGGCUUUCAUCCCUCGCUGCCAGCAAUGUUGGCCCGGAUUUUCCACCGAAAUGUUUCGAGACAUCGAAGUUUUCUUAAAGUUGGCAGUUGCUUCAGCGAUCAUGUCUGUUCUUUUCAGGACUUCUGCCAAAUCCCCAACUCGAGGCAUCGGUCUAUUCGAUCAUCCAGUUUCUCCUUACAUUCUUAUUGAUCAGAGUUUUCAAGUAUUUUUUCAUAGUACACGAAUUUCCAACGAGCUUGGAGCUGGCCAUGUUUCCAAUGUUUGUGCAGUUUUCAUUCGUUGUCACGCUUGGUCUCGUGCUCGUCAAGGCUACGAUAAUGGUGACGAUCUUGUUUUUGGCUCGCAAAGAAGUCGCCAAAGCUUAUAG
Messenger RNA from Selaginella moellendorffii, 963 nucleotides. Its product is annotated as protein DETOXIFICATION 16-like. Gene Ontology annotation, molecular function: transmembrane transporter activity. Gene Ontology annotation, cellular component: membrane. Lineage: Eukaryota; Viridiplantae; Streptophyta; Lycopodiopsida; Selaginellales; Selaginellaceae. The annotation marks the transcript as partial. The transcript has 3 exons. The record is from RefSeq and is a predicted model, not a curated record.